UUUAUGGACAGAAAUGAGUCGCCGGAUGUCGCCGCUAGCCAUGCGACUUGAUGGUUCUGGGCCGUCAGCACGUCUCCUUGGUUCUUGCUGCUCUACUCGCGGCGCUGCUUCUCAGUUCCCGAUCGGACAGUCUGCGAGGUCCCUUAAAGCCUGCAGUGCCUGCGCUACAAGUGCCGCCUGCGCCAGCUGCGCCAGCUGCUGCGCCAACUUCGGUGCCUGCGCCAGCUGCGAUGGCUGCGGUGUUUGAGCCACCUGCGCCAACUUCAGUGCCUGAACCUGCUGCGCCGGUUGCGGUGCCUGCGCCAGCUGCGAUGGCUGCGGUGUUUGAGCCACCUGCGCCAACUUCGGUGCCUAAACCUGCUGCGCCGGUUGCGGUGCCUGCGCCAGCUGCGAUGGCUGCGGUGUUUGAGCCACCUGCGCCAACUUCGGUGCCUGAACCAGCUGCACCGGUUGCGGCGCCUGCGCCAGCUGCGAUGGCUGCGGUGUUCGAGCCACCUGCGCCAACUUCGGUGCCUGAACCAGCUGCGCCGGUUGCGGUGCCUGCGCCAGCUGCGCCGGCUGCGGUGUUCGAGCCACCUGCGCCAACUUCGGUGCCUGAACCAGCUGCGCCAGUUGCGGUGCCUGUGCCAGCUGCGAUGGCUGCGGUGUUUGAGCCACCUGCGCCAUCUUCGGCGCCUGAACCAGCUGCGCCGGUUGCGGUGCCUGCGCCAGCUGCGCCGGCUGCGGUGUUUGAGCCACCUGCCCCAACUUCGGUGCCUGAACCAGCUGCGCCAGUGGCGUUACCUGCGCCAGCUGCGCCAGCUGCGGUGUUCGAGCCAGCUGCGCCAACUUCAGUGCCUGAACCAGCUGGGCCGGCUGUGGUGCCCGAGCCACCUGCAUUGGCUGCGGUUCCUGCUCCACCUGUGCCAGUUUUGCCGCCGAAGGCGAGGCGCUGCGGCGCAGAGUUCAUGACGCCGCCCUGUGACAUGUUCAGCUUCAUGGACCACGACAUGAAGAAGUGGGGGGAGAAGAGCAUCCGCAGUAGCCAGGUGAGGCUCAACACAAUGAAGGGCAGGAAGGAAGCUAUGGUCGGCAGCUUUAACAAUAUGCUCUACCUGGUCUACCAGAGGAAUGUGCGAUCGGAGCUCGAUAUUGGCCCGUUCAAGCAGACCCUGCGCUUCCUCAGCGUCAUCGUGCAGUCGGCUGCGCUGGACACGGAGUUCGUGGUCGACUCCUCCGAUGUGCCGCAGGUGGAGCGCCCGGGCCGGCGCAGGCUCGGCGGCUGCGGCGGGCGGCGCUGCGUCUUCUCCACAAGCAGUGGGCCCCGGUUCUGCGACAUCGCGAUGGGCCCUGGGGUGCGCCCGUCCAUCCACUUGCCCACAGAGCCUGGCGUGACCGACGUGCCCUACCGCUCCAAGCAGAACUUGGGCUUCUGGCGCGGUGCCGUUUGGCCGGCAGGGCGUUGUGGGGACUGGCGCAGAAGCCCGCGGGUGCUCAUGUGCCAAGCGAGUCAGAAGCACCCCGACGUCUUGAACGCCUCACUAGGGAGCCUGGAGUGCGGGCCAAACGAGCCCAGUGAGCUCUGCGAGCUGAUCCGCACCUGGCGCCCGCACCGCGUGAACUUCAGCGAGCAGUUCCAGUACCGCUUCCUCCUCACUUCAACACCCAAGUGUACGUACACUGGGCGCGCGACUCCCUUCCUAUCCUCGACCUCCGUUGUGGCCAUGUUUUCCAACGGCGAGGAGGCGGUCGGGCAGGUGCUGCAUGGAGCCUUUGAGGAGGACGUGCACUUCAAGUACGUGCAUGCCGGCCGCUUCGUGGAGGAGCUGCGGCAGAUGCAGCGGGACUGGGAGCCGCUGGAGGCGCUGAGCGUCAACGCGCGCAAGCGCUGGGCCUGGGCCACCGACCGCGACACGCUCCACUGCUACCUGUACGGGCUUAUGACGCGCUACGCACAGAAGCUCGACUAUGUGCCAUCCGUGAAUGGUACCAUCCAGGCGCUGCUGCGCGCGAGCGUCCCCGCAGAGGGCCAGCCCUGGCACCCCGGGGCUGAGCUUCGCGCUGCAGGCGACUUUCUUCUGGAGUCCUGGCCACUGCCCAAGGCUACGGCCCGGGACUGGGCGAAAGAAUGCGCCGCCGUACGCGCCCGGAUGCCUUGAGGCUAGGACUUGAGGCCUCGGAUCUGCAAAGUGAUCAAGCAACACAUAGCUCAAACGGGGGGUCCUUUUAAGGAUUCGGACCCCCAAACGUGUUGGU
Messenger RNA from Effrenium voratum, 2235 nucleotides. The record is from the annotation of a GenBank genome assembly. NCBI's taxonomy places the organism in Eukaryota, Dinophyceae, Suessiales, Symbiodiniaceae.